Molecule: messenger RNA, 5090 nt
Organism: Trachemys scripta elegans
Lineage: Eukaryota; Metazoa; Chordata; Testudines; Emydidae
Gene: LUC7L
Product: LUC7 like
Exons: 10
Coding region: 2164-3123 (319 amino acids)
Biological process (GO): mRNA splice site recognition
Cellular component (GO): U1 snRNP; U2-type prespliceosome
Molecular function (GO): mRNA binding
Source: RefSeq, a predicted model, not a curated record
GCGGCCUGGCUGGGGGCCGGCAUCGGCCGCGCUGGGCCCGGGCCCGGACAAGCGCCAGCGAGGGCUCUGAGCGGGGCCUGAUCCCGGGAGCGCGGGGCCGCUCCAGCUGGGGAAGGGUCAGCGGCCGCCGUGGGGGACCGAUCCUGAUUCCGAUCGCCCCUCUCGAGCUCUGCCUCCUGGGCUGAGCCCGCCCCUGUCUCCCCGGCCCUGGCUCCUGGGCCCGAGUCUGGUUCCCAGGACUGAUCUUCGCUCCUUUGCUCGCUUCCGUCCCCGCGGGGGGCCCUGGUGCCGGGGUCUGAGCCCCUCUCCCCUGCCCUCCCGUCUCCCGAGCAGGGGCAGAGCUCGGUUCUCUUGCUGUCCCCCGCUGUGGAGGCUCCGUAUCCAACACCUGAGCUUUGCUGAUGCUCCCCUGGCCUCUGCCUGCAGGAGCCCUGUGCAGCUGUGAAGCCUGUCAUUAUCUGUGUAGAGCCCUCGGCAGCUGCUGGAAACAUCUGCAUGUGUCAGACUGAUCAGAGUCUGUGAUUGUUUCAGUACCUAUCCCGGGGGGAGGGGGGCACAUUGACUGCCGAGGCCCCACUUCAAACACGGGGUGUCUCACCAGGGCGUCUGCAGCUCACUUUUGAACAAGUCGAUUCAGGACUCCAGUGCCUGUUUGACACUUGUCUCUGUGUCAACUUGAGUGCCCACAUGUGGGAUUUGGCUGACUCCUUUAUAGGGAGUCUGGGGUUGAAAAUGUGGAGCCUCUUCUUUUAUAAUAAGCAAUCACAGUAGCCUAGGUCUAGCCUGUGCAGACUUUCUCUUGGGACUCUUCGGAAACUUCAGCAGAGGAUAUGUGCUUAGUGUGCAGUUCUGUAACAGAGACAAUCUAAGCCUCCCCUAAAACAGCCGUGAGUGCCUCUGCUAUUGCAUUGCAAGGUUCAGUGUAUCUUUGCCUGCCUACAUCAAUCUGCAAGGGAGUUGCAGAAAAGCCUCAUGUUCAUCGAGCCGUGAGUCACAACCAAUUUUUAAAGCUGUUAUAACAAAAAAAAGUGUUUGCUUUUUUUCACAAGUAAUUUUAAGAGUGUAGCUUAGAAAGAAAGAAAGAGAGAAAAAAAACAUUUUCAAUAGACACUACAUUAAUCCUGGAUGCUUUGCAAAUCCUAAACUAUAUUCAUACUUUAGUAUUACACAUACCUGUGUCAUAUACACAGAUUAGCUAUAAAAUUGUCACAUACCAUUGCCACUUUGCCUUUACUUUUAUGUAUCAUUCCCCUGACUUCCUUACUGCAGGUGUGGGCAAGAAAACUUUUCCUUUAAAACUUUUCAACAGUGGGCAUAAAAUUCUGCAGCUGAGGUCUUGAAGAAUGCAGAAGGGUAUAGUAUGUGUUGGAGCUCGCAGUGUGUAUUGACUAACUUUGUUCCUUUUUUUUUUGCUUUUCUGAUAUUGUCUUGUUUAAGUGGCUCCCAAGUGUAAAAUGUUUUCUGAGGGUGGGAUGGUGGGGUGGGAAGUACAUGUUUUAUGUUCCAGGCCGACACUUAAAAAGCUCCAUUCCUCACAUGGCCUUGGAAAGUACACUGCAUAUUUGGCUGUCCAAACCAAUAGGACUGAAGCAUUAGCUUAUUGGAUUAGUAAAUAGCAGUUGCCUGUAGAAAUUGCCAGGCACAGCCCUGUUUUGUGAUUCAUGGCCCUCUGAUAGCAUGGGUUUCAGUAUCUCCUGCCCCUAGCUUUUGUAUAUUUAAAAGAGAAAAUAAAAAAAAAUUGUCAGGGCUAUCAGCCAGGUUGUCUUUUUUUCCUGGCUAGGCUGUCUCUGUGCAUAGGUAACAGGCCAUGGGCGCUAUCUGGCUUUCCAGCACCGUAUUUAACAUGUGGUGUACUGGUCAUCUAAAUGCAAUGUUAAUAUUUCAGUUGCCAAUUAUAAAAGUUCCAGAAUACCUUAUUCUUCUCUAAGCUUUUCCAAACAAUCUUGGGGAACAGGAACAUGAAGUAUUUUUAAUCUGCAUAUAGAGGCGAAAUGAUCAUACCAGCACCAUCAUGCUUUAUCAGCAUUCUAAUGCUUUCUUAUUUAAACCAACACAUGAAUUUCAGGAGAUGAAACCAGGCAAAGGGUGAAGUUUACAGAUGAUCGUGUCUGCAAGAGCCAUCUCCUGGACUGCUGCCCUCAUGAUAUCCUGGCAGGAACACGCAUGGACCUGGGAGAAUGUACAAAGAUCCAUGACUUGGCGCUGAGAGCAGAUUAUGAGAUUGCAAGUAAAGAGAGGGACCUAUUUUUUGAGCUGGAUGCUAUGGAUCACCUGGAGUCCUUUAUCGCAGAGUGUGACCGGAGAACUGAGCUGGCUAAGAAACGCCUGGCUGAAACUCAGGAGGAGAUCAGUGCUGAAGUAUCUGCAAAGGCAGAAAAAGUUCAUGAGCUGAAUGAAGACAUAGGAAAACUGCUUGCUAAAGCUGAGCAGCUGGGAGCUGAAGGAAAUGUGGACGAAUCCCAAAAGAUCCUGAUGGAAGUUGAGAAGGUCCGAGCAAAGAAGAAAGAAGCAGAGGAAGAAUACCGCAAUUCCAUGCCCGCAUCCAGUUUCCAGCAGCAGAAGCUGCGCGUCUGUGAGGUCUGCUCAGCGUACCUUGGUCUCCAUGACAACGACCGGCGUCUGGCUGAUCACUUUGGAGGCAAAUUACACUUGGGCUUCAUUCAGAUCCGUGAAAAAUUGGACCAGUUGAGGAAAAUGGUGGCAGAAAAACAGGAGAAAAGAAACCAAGAUCGUCUGAGGCGGAGAGAAGAGAGAGAAAGAGAAGAGAGAAUGGGCAGACGGUCUGGCUCCAAAAAUAGAGAUCGCAGAAGAUCACGAUCUCGGGACAGGAGACGAAGGCGCUCACGAUCCGCUUCCCGCGAGAAACGAAAGUCCCGCUCCAGGUCCCGAGAGCGAGACAGACACAGACGCCAUCGGAGCCGCUCACGCAGCCACAGCAGAGGUCACCGACGGGGUUCCAGAGACAGGAGUUCAAAACACAAAUCCUCUAGAGACCGAUCUUCAAGAGAAAAGUCACGAGACAGAGAGAGGAAAGAGAAGAGCUCUUCUGAAAGACGGCAUGAGAGCACAAAUGGCAAAUCUCGUUCCAAGAGAUCGGAAGAGAGAGAAGCUGGCGAGAUCUGAACUCAAAUGAUCUGUAUUGCACUGUAAAUAGUCUGAUAAACAUUCUACAAAAAGCCUAAAUUUCCCAUUUAUAUUUACUGAACACAACUCAUCUUUUGUAGUUUUGAAUUUUUAUUAUUUGGCAGAUAGCUGUGAGUUUGUAGAGAUACAGAGUUACGUACUGUUUACCAGGAUUUUGUUUUAGUAGGAAUAAAUAAAUCUGAUGAAUUGACUUCAACAUAGAUCAGUGAUUUACAUAUGUGUUGAUUGGCAUGACACAAGGAAUGCAGCAGUUAGAGCUAGUGCUAUGGUUGGAAACGUAACCUGCUGUAUCAUUUGUAACACUGAUACCCUUUUGGAACGUCCACUUGCCCCUUCUCACAAUUCGAGUUUGAGAUCAUCAGUGGCACUGGUGCUACCUAAAUUCACAUUUUUCCUUUGGUUUGUGCACAUCCAGAGGAAUUUAAGGUUUUUCUUGCUUUUUUUAAGUGCUUAGCAACUCAUUUUGUGUUUCCAGUGUUUGAGAAACAUCUCAGUAUUCCAGCUAAUUUAGGACAAACAAAACUAGCCCCUAAUUUCCCUCUUAAACAACUCCAGUUCAUCUUCAUGACGAUGACCAAAGUACCUGGGGCACAAUACUGAGAUAUGCUUGGGCCUAUCCCUAGUAAUAUUUACACAUACCUACUAUAAAAAGCCUGUGUUCAAGUGAAACACAAUAUCUGGAUUGAUCUCUUUGUAACGGAGUUCAGUCAUGCUUAAUGGAGGUAGCCUUCCAAUCAGGGUAGAGCAGAAUUGUACUUUGUACAUGUGAUGGCACCUUGAGGUGUGGCCUCUUAAGACAGAAGGUUGCCUAAUAAGGGUGGGCCCUUGGCCUGGUUUCUGUGUAUAUGAAUUUACACUGAACUGGCUUAUCUCAUUGGUGCUUACAACUGAGGUGAAAGGAACCUGGACUAUAACACAGUGUGGGAAGAAUCAAAUAUCUGUAACUAGAUUAAUUUUAAAAUUAGGGAGGAAAAACUUCCUCUGAGUUCACUGUGUCAGCCACAGUGGCGAUCACAAGGAUCGUGCUAUUGUGAGACUUCCCACAGAAUAAUUUAGCUGAAGCAGUUAGUAUGUGCAGAAUCAUGAACUAAAGUAAUGUAACUCCAGCCACUGCUGUCCAGUUUUGACUUCCCAGCCUACUUAUUAAUUAGGUAAGGCAGGUAUCUGAAAUUAACACAGUUAAAUCUUACCAUUUUCCCAUAGUGGAAACUUAAGGUAUUUGUAAAUACUAUUGCAUUAGUGUGGGCAGUGUGCUGGGGUUUUCCAGCCAUUUUUUUUCCUUGCUGAGCCUCUGAUAAUUCACUUAACUCUUCGAUUUCCUUUAAUUUGCGGGGGAGUGGGGGUUUUGUUUGUUUUUUUGCAGAGGUGCAGGAGUUGUCCUUGGUGUGUUAGUCUUCUAGAUGCAUGUUUAGGUAUUGGGGGGAAUCUAGUUCCUUUUUGUUUUACAAUUAAUAUUGCAUUUUAAUUAUUGUUUUGUAAUCUCUAUGUAUCGCAAUCGGUGAGCUCCUGCUUUUCAGGGCUCUUAUUUACAAGGUCAUCAUUAGAAUAAAUUAACCUAUGAUGAGGGAACAUCACACAGGUUGGCAGCUGAUUGAUAUGCUGGGCUCAGAUCUUGUCUUCAGUUACACCUGCAACUCCUGUUGAAGCCAGUGGCAGGGGUGUACAUGUUGCUGAGAGCAAGGCCUGGCCCAGUGUAUUUCCUUUCUAGGAACACAAAGGCUCUAAUAACAAAUAAAACUCUAAAGCUGAUCACACAAGUGUAAUAGAGUGUUAGAAAGGAACCCACCAUGCAUUGAUUUGUUGUAUGUUGCGGUUUAUCAUGUUGGAGCAUUUUGUUCUUUAUAGCACCUUUGCUUAUGAGGAGUUUUGGUCUAAAUAUAAAAAUGUAAGUAAAAUAUGCUGUUCUCUUGCCAGUCUUACUCACAUUAAAGAUUUAUGUUUGUGGC